This is a messenger RNA of Sclerotinia trifoliorum, 2277 nucleotides long. The record is from the annotation of a GenBank genome assembly. Lineage: Eukaryota; Fungi; Ascomycota; Leotiomycetes; Helotiales; Sclerotiniaceae.
GCAAACUUUAUAAUCUUUUGUAUAACUAUAUUAGCAAUAAUUUAAUUUAUAUAGUUGAUAAUUUUUGAGGUUAUAAAAUGCAUGCAAGAUGUGGGGUUGUGCAAGAUGUAGGGAUGUCGGUUACAGUAAACAACGUACGUACCGCAUUCACCACAAGUUGAACUCCAAGUUGUUUUGUAUUAUACAUACACAUAUCACCAAGUCUGGCUGUCUACCAACGGACAUAUCAUAACCAUGGCUCCGCAAAGCUCUGAGGAUUGGGUCGUCGAAAUGGCAAAUGGUCGAAUGCCUGAAAGUCUAGCUGAAAUUGAAGAAAUGACCAAGCAAAUGAACAGCAUGGGCUUGAAGGGUGCUUAUAACCCAGCAAAUGUCUAUCCUGGAUCCCCUUUUACUCCCACCUCGAAACCCGAGCCGGAGGAAGUGCGUGAGAAGGCUCGAUCGUCGUCAUAGAAAAUAUUGUCAGACUGGAGCACACCACGAAAAAUUGUGGAGUUGCACGCUAAUACACUGGAAAAGCGUUGGAUCAAAAAGUCAAGGAAGAAACAAAGGGAACUGCUCUUGAAGGCUUGGCCAAACAUGUCUGCUAAUCAUCGCCCUGACCUUGAGGCAUAUCGGGAAGAGUGUACGGAAAGAAUGCUCACAGGACUGUCGAAAUUCCAGGAAGCUUACAAGUGGUCUUACAUUAAUCAGCAAGACCUCAGUAGCAGAUCUCUCAUUAUUUUCAUCAAAAGCCGGGCGCAGCACCCUCCAAGUGCAUUCGCUCGUGCGGAUGUUAAUGCGACGCAUCUUGGCACUGUUACGCACUUCAUUCCCGAGCCAGCUUUUCUUCCAUUUCAUACACUCUUCUUGGAUGGCGAUAAGAUAGAAACACAUGGAAGAUUGGUUUCAUGGGAGGAAGAUGAUGCUGCUGCUGAUCUGAUGUUUACGGAGAGACAGUUCAGCCCUGGUGACGGUCUGAAGGCAUUUGAGCUCCAAGAGAAGAUAUAUCCAUUCCUUAUCAAGUGUUGUGAGCUUAUUCUUCACGACUUUGUCACGUCAGGUGCAUUGCUUGACGGGAAUAUCUCAACUGGUAUUACGCCCGAGCCUCUUGCCACUCCUGAUCUAGCUCCACCUGCAGUAACCGAGAUUCUGCCAUCUCUAGCUACCAUCUCAGCCGAAGCACCAUAUCGCUUACCUGCCAAUAUUAAUUUUGAACGCCGCCGAGAUAUUUUUGCAGCGAGGCUUUCUGCAGCAGAAGAUUAUCUGUUCGAUUUUAGAGAGGACCCUGGGUUUUUGCAGAUACAGUUAUUGACUGGAGCGAGCACCGGAAUGAUGCAUUAUUAGAUACGUACGGCAAACCACAUCCAACUGGACCACACACUCAUGAUUUUUGGGAGCGUGUUGUGAGAAAUGUCAUCGGCGAUGGAUAUACCAACUAUGAAACUUGGUUUCUUCUAUAUCGACAAAGUGCUCUCUUGUGCACAUUGAAGGAGAAAUAUAAAAACGAGAUUUCCUAUGACAAGCAACUUCCCAAAGAGUACAUCAUUGCUCUUUUGAAAUUCAAAGAACAGUAAGAGAUAAGCCGUUGCAAACUAUACAGGACGUCUAUGCUAAUCACACUGCAGCCUCAAGAUAAGUUCUGAAGCACCCAUCCACUAUCUUCAAAAUAUACAAUCAUCCCCGCCAUUCCGACAUCAUUUUACACGUGCUCCACAAGCUCCAGGCACAAUCGAUAUGCAUAUCAUGCCUAAAAAUGAGGAUAGUCCAUUUUUCCACAAACCAUGGGGUCUCCUACUCAUUCUGUGGGAUCGAGAACAGCGAGAUUUAUUCAGAUUGAGUAAUGUCAUAGAUGCAUUCGAACAAUUAAUGCAAGAUCCUGAGGAAAGUAAAAAUAUAUCUUCGUAUAUUGCCGAUCGAUUCUCAGAUCUCGCGAUCCUAUCUCGCGCUCUUUAUGAAGUGGAUAAUUAUCAACCUUGGGCCGCUACUUUCGAUGAUGAAUACAUUGUAAGCAAAUUUCCUACUACUCGUAGGGGUUCCAGUAGUCAGGACUGUAGUCCAACAAUGACGCUUUAUUUUUUUUGCGAAACCAAAUCAGACAUUCAAAUCAUGUUUGGAACAUUUGAGUUUAUAUUGAAAGUUCACAUGAAGUUCGCUAGUUUGGACUAUCGGACACCCUGAAGUCUAUUCCUCAGUUCUUACCAUUAUUCUGUACUGAUGAAAGAUGCAGCACAACCACAAAAACGAGGUCACUAGAACCAUCAUGCAAGAUUUUGUUUUCAACACGAAAUACAUCGGACA